Molecule: messenger RNA, 1886 nt
Organism: Musca domestica (house fly)
Lineage: Eukaryota; Metazoa; Arthropoda; Insecta; Diptera; Muscidae
Gene: Gs2
Product: glutamine synthetase 2 cytoplasmic
Exons: 6
Coding region: 206-1315 (369 amino acids)
Cellular component (GO): cytoplasm
Molecular function (GO): glutamine synthetase activity
Source: RefSeq, a predicted model, not a curated record
AAAAUCACUUCCAGCUCAGUUGAGUUCCAGUAUCGUUUGAGCGAAUAACGAAUAGAAAAUAUUCAAAAUUGUUAAAAAUUUUGAAUAGAAAAAGUAAAGCGCGCAAAGAAAAACCCCUGAAAAACAAAUUAAAUUUACAACGAAACCUAAACAUUCCGUAGUGUUUUUUUUUAAGUUCAAUAAAAUUUUCAACAACUAGUGAAACAUGUCGAACAGAAUUUUGGAAGAUUCACCCAAUGCCCACAUCAACAAGACCAUUUUGGAUCGUUAUCUCAGUUUGCCACUGAAGGAGAACGUCGUCCAGGCCACCUAUGUGUGGAUCGAUGGCACCGGUGAAGAUUUGAGAUGUAAAGAUCGGACAUUGGAUUUCAUACCAUCGAAGCCAAGUGACCUUCCCAUUUGGAAUUAUGAUGGCAGCUCCUGUUACCAAGCCUUGGGUUCCAAUUCGGAUACCUAUUUGCAUCCGGUUGCGAUUUACAAAGAUCCCUUCCGCCGUGGCAACAACAUUUUGGUCAUGUGUGACACGUAUAAGUUCGAUGGCACACCCACGGAGACAAAUCAUCGCAAAACCUGUUUGGAGGUGGUCAACAAGUGUUUGGACGAAGAGCCAUGGUUUGGCAUUGAACAAGAAUAUACAUUCCUUGACUUUGAUGGUUAUCCAUUGGGUUGGCCCAAGAAUGGUUUCCCCGGACCCCAGGGACCCUACUAUUGUGGUGUGGGUGCUAAUAAGGUUUAUGCCCGCGAUGUGGUCGAUGCCCAUUACAGAGCCUGCUUGUAUGCCGGCAUAAAGGUGUCGGGCACCAAUGCCGAAGUCAUGCCCGCCCAAUGGGAAUACCAGGUGGGACCAUGUGUUGGCAUUUCAAUUGGUGAUGAUUUGUGGAUGUCCAGAUUCCUGUUGCAUCGCAUUGCUGAAGAGUUUGGCAUCGUAGCCACCUUGGAUCCCAAACCCAUGCCCGGUGAUUGGAAUGGCGCUGGAGCUCACACCAAUGUCUCCACCAAAUCGAUGCGUGAAGAUGGUGGCAUUAAAGACAUUGAACAGGCCGUGGCCAAGCUGUCCAAGCAUCACGAUCGUCACAUUCGUGCCUACGAUCCCAAGCAGGGUCAAGACAAUGCCCGCCGCUUGACAGGCAAACAUGAAACCAGCUCGAUCAAUGACUUCAGUGCCGGUGUUGCCAAUCGUGGCUGUUCCAUUCGCAUUCCCCGUGGCGUUAACGAUGAGGGUAAAGGCUAUUUCGAGGAUCGUCGUCCUAGCUCGAACUGUGAUCCCUACUCAGUUGUGGAGGCUAUUUUACGUACAAUCUGCUUAGAUGAAUAAGUCGACCAAAAGAAAAAAUGCAAAGCAAAACAGAACCAAGUGUGUGUGAAAGAGGGUAGGGCGGGGUGGCAGAUAUCAAUUACUUGGAAAAAAACACUCAUACCACUUGUUACUGUUAUGGUGUGAAGUGUGUGUUCUGGGUUCGUCGUUUUCGCCACUAUCCCCCCCUACCUUCAUCAGCCCACUUCAAUCCAGACCAUGUUAUAUGUUCCAAGUUAUUGUUGAUUUUGUGUUGAAAGUUAUUCGUUUUGUUGUAUUUAUCUUUUUUUUAAGUUAGCCACCGGAUACAGUGGCCCAGAGGAAUGAAUCGAAAAAAGUGAACAAUGAAUUUAUCUAACAUACAUUUCAUUCAAUAUUUUGAUUAUUUCUAAGCGUCUAAGCAAAAAUAUUCUCUAUUAUCUCGUAUUGUUAUCAUAUCUGCGAAUAGAUUUUCCAUGAAAAAUCCCAUGGGAGAACCUAUUCUAGUUUUAUUUAUUGCAACUUGAAAAUCGACAUGACAAUAUUUACUCAUUAUAAUUACUUUAAUAAAAAAAAUGCAUACCAUGAAGGAAAAUAAAUGAAAAAUGUCUUA